This is a messenger RNA of Notechis scutatus (mainland tiger snake), 4211 nucleotides long. NCBI's taxonomy places the organism in Eukaryota, Metazoa, Chordata, Lepidosauria, Squamata, Elapidae. The record is from RefSeq and is a predicted model, not a curated record.
UGGCGGCACUGGAAUAUUUGAUACUUAUUUCUUUUUCUUUUUCAAAUCCUCCUUUGGAAUUGAAAGAAACGGAUCAUGCCUGAACCAGUUACUUUGUGCAGUAUUAAGAGAAUUGGAGAAGAUAAUUUGGCCUUUGAAUCAAAUGAGUCACAUAAUGGCAUCAGGAAAGCAAAGAAUUUUGGUGGGAAAAAUGAAGCCUCUUCAAAGAACAAUGCAAAGAUACCAGACAAGAAAAAAGAUGCGAUUCGGAUUGGAUUCUUUCAGCUGUUCAGAUUUGCUUCUUCAUCUGAGAUACUGAUGAUGCUUUCAGGGGCUAUCUGUGCCAUUCUUCAUGGAACAGCCCAGCCAGCCAUGCUGAUUGUUUUUGGGAUCAUGACGGACACAUUUAUUCAAUAUGACAUUGAAAAACAAGAGCUGCAGGACCCAAACAAAGGGUGCAUGAAUAACACAAUAGUUUGGAUUAACAGCUCCUAUCCUCAGAAUGUCAGUAAUGCAUCAAUAAGUUGUGGGUUGCUGGAUAUUGAAAGUCAAAUGAUCUAUUUUGCAAGUUCCUAUGCAAUAACAGGCUUUGCUGUUCUGGUGCUUGGAUACCUCCAAAUUUGUUUGUGGGUAACAUCAGCUGCUCGUCAGACCCAACAGAUCCGAAAAGCCUAUUUUAGGAAAAUCAUGAGGAUGGACAUAGGCUGGUUUGAUUGUACAUCAGUGGGGGAACUCAGUACACGGAUUUCUGAUGACAUUAAUAAAAUAAAUGAUGCUAUUGCUGAUCAAGUCGCAAUCUUUAUCCAGCGCUUCACCACCUUUGUUUGUGGAUUCCUGCUAGGAUUUGUCAGAGGCUGGAAGUUGACCUUGGUUAUUAUCGCAGUCAGUCCUCUCAUUGGGAUCGGAGCUGGCAUAAUUGGCCUGUCUGUGGCAAAGUUGACAGGUCUAGAAUUAAAGGCUUAUGCAAAAGCUGGGGCCAUCGCUGAUGAAGUGCUCUCAUCGAUCCGAACUGUGGCCGCAUUUGGAGGAGAGAAAAAAGAAGUUGAAAGAUAUGACAAAAAUCUGGUGUUUGCUCAAAACUGGGGGAUCAGAAAGGGAAUCAUAAUGGGAUUUUUCACAGGCUACAUUUGGUGCAUCAUUUUCCUGUGCUAUGCGCUGGCCUUCUGGUAUGGCUCAAAACUUGUCCUUGAACAAGAGGAAUAUUCUGCUGGCACCCUUUUGCAGGUUUUUCUCGGCGUCCUAGUAGGUGCCUUAAAUCUUGGUCAAGCAGCCCCUUGCUUGGAAGCCUUUGCAACAGGUCGAGGGGCUGCCACAAAUAUAUUUGAGACAAUAGAGGAAAAACCUAGAAUUGACUGUAUGUCAGAAGAUGGCUACAAACUGGACAAAGUCCGGGGUGAAAUUGAAUUCCAUAACGUAACCUUCCAUUAUCCAUCCAGGCCCGAUGUUAAGAUUUUAGAUGAACUCAGCAUGGUUAUCAAGCCAGGUGAAACCACAGCCUUUGUUGGUCCAAGCGGCGCAGGGAAAAGUACCACAAUUCAGCUGAUCCAGCGCUUCUAUGACCCUACCGAAGGCAUGGUUACUCUAGAUGGACAUGACAUUCGUUCCCUUAACAUUCAGUGGCUGCGCUCUUUGAUGGGGGUGGUGGAACAAGAACCUGUCCUGUUUGCCACCACUAUAGCAGAAAACAUUUGCUACGGUCGGGAAGAUGCCACUAUGGAAGACAUCAUCAGAGCGGCCAAAGAAGCCAAUGCCUACAACUUUAUCAUGGAUCUGCCUCUGAAAUUUGACACCCUUGUUGGAGAAGGUGGUGGCCAAAUGAGCGGAGGCCAGAAGCAGCGAAUUGCCAUUGCUCGGGCUUUAGUUCGAAACCCUAAAAUCCUGUUGCUUGACAUGGCUACAUCAGCGCUGGACAAUGAAAGUGAGGCUACUGUGCAAAAGACACUUUCCAAGGCUCGUUUUGGGCGCACUGCAAUUUCCAUAGCUCAUCGCUUAUCCACAGUGAAAUCUGCUGACAUCAUCAUUGGGUUUGAACAUGGAAGAGCUGUGGAAAGAGGGAAACAUGAAGAGCUGAUAGAACGGAAAGGAGUGUACUUCACGCUGGUAACGUUGCAAAGCCAAGGCGACAAGGCACUCAUGGAAACAUCAAUGCAAAUACCUGACCCAAGGCUUGAAAAAAUGCAGUCUUUCAGCAGGGGAAGCUAUCAAGCAAGCUUGCGAGCAUCUCUUCGACAGCGUUCCAGAUCUCAGUUGUCAAACAUAGUCCCUGACCAUCCAGCAUCAAUUGUAGGAUCCUAUUCAGAGCGCAACUGUAGCAUAUCUCACUAUGAAGAAGAUGAAAGGCCAUUUAUCAAGGGACAAAUUCACGAAAAGGAUGAGGAAGAAGUCUCACCUGCUAAUGUGACCAGGAUUUUGAAGUACAAUGCUCCCGAAUGGCCCUACAUGGUGCUUGGAUCCCUUGGGGCAGGGGUCAAUGGGGCAGUCAACCCUCUCUAUGCCUUGCUCUUCAGUCAAAUUCUUGGAACCUUUUCCGUGACUGAUGAAGAAGAGCAAAGAGCUCAGAUCAACGGUGUCUGCCUGCUCUUUGUGGUUGUUGGAAUCGUAUCGUUCUUCACCCAGUUCCUGCAGGGCUAUACGUUUGCAAAGGCCGGAGAAUUGCUUACACGACGCUUAAGGAAAAUUGGCUUCCAGGCAAUGUUAGGCCAAGACAUUGGUUGGUUUGAUGACCAUAGAAACAGCCCAGGGGCCUUGACGACGAGACUAGCAACGGAUGCCUCUCAAGUUCAAGGGGCAACUGGCACACAGAUAGGCAUGAUUGUGAACUCGCUCACCAAUAUCGGAGUGUCCAUUAUUAUCGCUUUCUACUUCAGCUGGAAACUCAGCUUAGUCAUAACCUGCUUCUUGCCUUUCUUGGCUUUGUCGGGAUUGGUGCAGUCUCGAAUGCUGGUAGGCUUUGCAUCUCAGGACAAGAAAGCGAUGGAAGCUACUGGAAGGAUUUCCAAUGAAGCCCUUGCAAAUAUUAGGACCAUAGCUGGGAUUGGAAGGGAGAAAAGUUUUAUCAAUGCUUAUGAGAAAAAGCUAGAAGUCCCCUACAGAGCGGCUAUUAAAAAAGCAAACGUUUACGGAGUUUGUUAUGGCUUUGCCCAGUGUGUUUUGUUCAUAGCCAAUUCUGUCUCUUACCGAUACGGAGGAUUUUUAGUCGAAAAGGAAGGACUUCACUACAGCUACGUAUUUAGGGUGAUUUCUUCCAUUGUAACUAGUGGAACGGCUUUGGGAAAAGCAUCCUCUUAUACCCCCAAUUAUGCCAAGGCUAAAAUAGCAGCUGCCCGUUUUUUUCAGCUGGUGGAUCGGAUUCCCCAAAUCAGUACGUACAGUGAGGUCGGAGAAAAAUGGGAUAAUUUCCAUGGAAGAAUUGAAUUUCUCAACUGCAAGUUCACGUAUCCAUCUCGUUCUGAUACUCAAGUGCUAAAUGGCCUCUCUGUCUCUGUGAAAUCUGGGCAGACCCUUGCAUUCGUUGGCAGCAGUGGAUGUGGGAAAAGCACCUGUGUUCAACUUCUGGAAAGGUUUUAUGAUCCUGAUGAAGGAAAAGUGCUGAUAGACGGCCGCGACACUCGGCAAGUAAACAUCCACUUUCUUAGAUCUAAAAUAGGGAUAGUUUCUCAAGAACCAGUGCUGUUUGACUGUAGCAUUGUCGACAACAUUAAAUACGGGGAUAACAGUAGAGAAAUAUCUAUGGAUGAAGUGAUAACCGCUGCCAAGAAAGCCCAAUUGCAUGAAUUUGUGAUGUCACUCCCUCAAGAAUAUGAAACCAAUGUUGGGGCUCAGGGGUCUCUACUGUCUCGAGGGCAAAAGCAGCGCAUUGCCAUCGCAAGAGCCAUCGUUCGAGACCCUAAGAUCUUAUUACUGGAUGAAGCAACUUCCGCACUGGAUACAGAAAGUGAACAGACUGUGCAGGCUGCCCUGGACAAAGCUCGAGAAGGCAGGACCUGCAUUGUCAUUGCACACCGCUUGUCCACCAUUCAGAAUUCGGACAUCAUCGCUGUCAUGUCUCAGGGAGUCAUCAUUGAGAAGGGCACUCAUGAAGAACUGAUGGCCCAGGAAAGGGCAUACUAUAAACUGGUCAGCACGGGGGCACCCAUUAGCUGAGCUUCUGCAGUCCCUGUGUGGGUUGUGUUCAUUUUCUUAAGGCAGUGGCCCCCAACCUUUUUUGUACCACGGACCGGUACCGGCAUCAC